AGCUUGGAAACUCUCUUUCCCCUUAGCAUGGCUGGCUCAGGAAUUCUGGGAGUUGAAGUCCACGGGUCAUAAAAGAGCCAGCGUUGCCUACCUCUGACCCAGGAGAUGGUCUCUGCCCUACCUUGGUGACGCAGAUGCUGACGUCUCCGGCCACAUUCCUAUCCUGUUUCGCGGGAAGCUCCGCCUUUUCCUUCUGGGCCGAGAAGCCGGUGCCUUCCGCCGCUCAGCUAUCGCUCUUUGCAGGAUGAAGAUCUGGAGCUCGGAACACGAAUUCGGGCAUUCAUGGGAUACUGUAAUAAAAGCUGCAAUGAGAAAAUACCCCAAUCCUAUGAACCCAUCAGUGGUAGGAGUUGAUGUCCUGGACCGAAGCCUUGAUAAUCAAGGAAGAUUACAUAGUCAUCGAUUACUUAGUACUGAAUGGGGUCUACCAAAUAUUGUAAAAGCUAUUUUGGGGACAAAUAGAACUGUUACAUACAUUAAAGAACAUUCUGUAGUUGAUCCAGUGGAAAAGAAAAUGAUAUUGAGCUCCACAAAUAUAACACUUACGAAUCUUGUAUCAGUGGAUGAACGAUUAGUUUAUACACCUCAUCCUGAAAAUCCUGAAAAGACUCUUCUAACGCAAGAAGCAAUUAUUACGGUAAAAGGUGUUAGUCUUAGUAGUUACUUGGAAACUUUAAUGGCCAACACAAUAUCGUCUAAUGCUAGAAAGGGGUGGGAUGCUCUUGAAUGGACAAUUCAGCAUUCUGAAAAUGUUCUAAGCUAGCAGUCUUUCUACAGCUGCAUUUUGUACUAACUAGUGGUAAUGUCAGCAUUUGUUACCUUGGUAUAGCAUUUCAGCUUCUAGCAAGUACAUGCAUGUUGUUGUGAUGUACCUUUAAAAAGCUGCAUGCUUUUAUAUGUAUAUACACACAUUGCAUAUAGAGGAACAGUGCCCUUAAUUAGGAAUCAGGGCUCCUUUGAUAUCUAAAUACUUUGUCAUAGGAAGGUUUUUAAUCCAAGGGGAUCAAUUUAAUGUUAUUUUUAUAUUUUGUUGAUGCUUUUUGUGUAAAAAGAAUAUUAUUAGAACACUGGAGGAAUUAUUUUUUAAAAACAUUUGUGUGUUGAAUUGGUCAAAGAGCUCUAUUAUAGCAAUACAUGUCAAAUCAGAUUGAUUAUGUGUUCAGGUCUGACAUUGCAAGACUAGAUGUGAAAUAACUCUUCAACAAAGAGUUACUUUCAAAUCCUUGGUUGCUUAACAUGUACUAUUUGAUGUCAAUACUGGUUUCAGUUGACUCUGCAGUGUAUUUCUGUAGAAAUAUGAUGCUAACGGCAUUAAGUUAAUUGAUUGAUUACAUGCCAAGAAGUCAUUAUCAACUUGUAGCAACCACAUAGAUUUUUCUGCAUCAUGAUACAUUCAUUGUAAUACAGCUUGUGUUAAAAGCUGUAUAAAUACAAUCAGUGUACUCUGAUUAUCAGGCUAAGUAUAUAGAUUCCAGCUGCUAGAAGUUGACAGAGAUAGAUGGAUACUAUCCAAAACCUCAUGAGGGGGCAGCCAAUUCUCAGGUUAUUUACAUCUCGCCUUGCCUUUCUUGACAGUGCAGUGAAGAAGGUAGCAGACUGCAUACAUGUCAUGAUAUAGCUAAGUCAGACUAUAUAUACUAUAUUUACCCCAUAGAAAGACAAGAUUGCUACUUACCUGAUGAAUGUAACUCUUUUGUGAUAUCUAAAUGGACCGUCUUUCUUUUCUUCCCUUCACAAACAGUUGCCUCCUUCCUUGACCUCAUCUCAGUCUCCUUCCUUCCUUCCUUCCUUCCUUCCUUCCUUCCUUCCUUCCUUCCUUCCUUCCUUCCUUCCUUCCUUCCUUCCUUCCUUCCUUCCUUCCUUUCUUUUUAAUAUGAUUCUUCAUCUGGAGAGUGGUUUAUGUGACAGAAUGUUUGGUAUAUGCCAGGGGUGUCAAACUGCUGGCCCGCAGGUUUGACACGUCACCAGGAAACCAUGCCUACCUCGUUGCCGGCAAUGGAGAAAAAGCUCUGAUACGUCGUGCAACGUCAUAUGACAUCACGAGUUUGACAUGUCUGAUAUAUGCAUAUGAAUUUGUUUUAUAGUCUAUUAAUUUUAGAAAGUUACUCAUUCAGUAGUCCCAGUUUUGACUAUUUCUGGAAUGUGAUUUUUUUUUUUUGUCCAUCACAUAUUCAAGCCUGUAAAACACUCAUAUUUAUUGGCAAUGUGAAAAAAUUCCAGCUAGUGAGUUAACCUGGUUUAAAUGUAAAUCCUAGGCACAAAAUUUUGUCCAGAAUUAUAUUUUUCUAUCUACUUAUUUUGAAAAUUGGUAACCUUGGGAAACCUUGUCUUCAAUUCAGGAUUAUCUUCCUUUGGGUAAAUACAGUAGAUAUUGUUAUCUUCACUAUUUAAGAUACAUAACUGCUUUUGUGCUUUUUAAAUGAGCUGUCAUACAGAAACUUUUGGCUCCACUCACAUCUAGUUCAAGGUAAAGUGAUUAGCAUAUUCUUCAGAUUAAAAGUACUCUUUCUCUUUUUCAUUCUCCUUUGCAUAUAAGGAGAAAUUUCUAGUUAUAUAAUUUAUAAUUAUGCUUGUAUCUAGAUUGAAAACAAUGAAUGGCAUAAACAACCAGUUGCUCUUCAUUGGAAUGUGAUGAAUUGCAGCUUAUUAACAGGGAUGUUAUUUGAAGUUGUACUAAUAAUGUCAUUAGGUUUCCUAUAAUAAAAGUAUUGAUUUUGUUUUUCUCCAAUUGAAUAACUUGUUCCAAAGGUACAUUUUUAGCUUCUGAUAAAAUUGUCAGCUAGCUAUAGAGAGAAAUUUAGAUAGGGUCUUUUUUUUUACAUUUUUCUAUCAGUCUUGGAACAGAAUACCGGUAGUUUAAUUUCUUUGCUUAAUAUCCUAAUUUACAGGUAAUUAAAAUUUAUACAAAGGUGGUGCAAUAUCUUUAAUACUCUGAUUUUUGGAGUGUGUGUAUAUAGUAUGAACAUAGUACAUGGUCACCAUAUCCUCUUAGUUGCCCUUAAAUUAAAAACCAUUAACAUUGUGUCAAUUUUGUACUACUAUCAUAUGCAUAAAUACGUUAAAGACGCAUGUCUAUUGGCAAAUCUGCUUGCUUACAGUGUAUGUUAAUACACCAUUUGAAGUACAUUACAAACUAAUUCUUUGUCAGGAUUGCUCUAUCCAUAACUAAGUGUAUUAAAAGUAAUCUAAUUUAUGUGUUUCCUUCAACUGCUAUAAAUGAAUGAGUAGCUGUUCAUUGCAACAUAAACUUGGGAAUUCAGACAUUUGCUUAUUUAUCAAUGUAAUUGGAAUUUGGUUAAAUCAAAUUAUUUCACUUCCUAGAAUUUAUUUAACAAUUCACCUAUACACAUUUAUAUAAUUGUACACUCCCAAAUUUUAUUUAACCUGGAAUUUUGUUGACAUAGGUGUCAGAUUUGAAGUAAUGUUUAAGAUUUCUGAAAAUUGAUAUAUUGCAAGUAUCUUGCACUGUAAGAAUGCAACAGUUCAUGCUCUGUUUUACAAUAAACCAGAGAAUGUCUUCUUUCAGCAUGUUAUUUUUCUAUGUUGAUAAUUAAUUUUUUUUAGAUUUUUAUUUAGAAGAUUUAAAAGUAAAUCUGAACUGUGUAAUUUGCAAUACUGAAGCAUGUUCAGAUAGAUAGUAGUUUAAAGAUGGUUGAUUUAGAAUGAAAAACGUUGAAAUGUUUGCUGGCUUCAAAAAUAUUGAAAUAUUAAUAAUAAAUAUAGUGUGCAAAAAUGUGAAACUAUCUGUGAAAAUACAUAAUUAAUCUGGAUGUUCUUUAAUAAUUACGCAAUGUGUGGCAUAUUUCUACCAUAAAGCCUUUUUCAAGAGUUAACUACUGAAUUUAGAUAAUAACCUCAUCCGAGAUUCUUUUUGGAAAAGUCAUGGCACCUAUGUUGUCAUAAAUUUAGGAUCAAUUAUACUAUUGCAGGCCUAACGUUGCAGUAUGAAUUCUUAAGGCUCAGUCUCGGAUCUCCUAUAUUUAAUGGUGCAUUUUUUCCUCACUUCAUAAUUAAAUUUCUAUUAAGAAGUCACAUUUUUGCAAUUUAGGAACAUUACAUACAAAUACAGUAGUACAAUAACCUAGCAGAUAAAUACAGAGUAAGCACCAUCUGAUUAUUUAUUAUUUCCUGAUUUGAGUCAUAUGUUUUGUAGUCGUCGUAAUAAGUAAGUGGGGCAUAGGUAAAAAGUUCUGAUCAAGUUUCCUAUUCCUACCUAACAUAUUUUUACAGAACUAUAGUAAACCUAGUAGCUGGAGUCGGUGUAGAUAGAAUGUAGUUGAACAUGAUUACAUUAAAAAAAGGACUAGGUAGGAUUGGAUAUGGUUAGCGCUUGAUGAGAAAUUGUUGCCAGGGAAGUAGCUAAUUCAGUGUGUGUACUUCUGACAUGGCUAUUACUUCAUGUUGAUGAGAUUUUAGGUGUAGGUUUAGCUCUCUGAGGUGAUUUGAUUCUAAGUAUUUAUGAUACUUUAAAAAAUCUGAAAUUUUAUUGAACAUAAUUGGCAGUUAUUCACAUUCUGUAAAUUUAUCUAAGUGGCAAUAAAUAACCACCUGGAAGACACUCUGGUUGUAAGAGCUAUGUAUAAUCUACUAAGUGCCCUCAAAACAGUUGAUGUACAAGUAUUUGCUUUAACUUCAAAGAUCAAAAUAUUAGUAAAAUAGCAAUAGCUAUCUAUGAAUAUUCAAUAGUCAUUUGUUAGGUAGGGUUUUAAUUUCUUCAGUUAAAAACUUUAGACUAAAUUUAUUUCAGCAACUCAGGGGCUAUGAACAUGUUGAAAAGUUCUAGAUUCAUAGCCCAUUCUGCCCCUCACCAUGAUUUGUAAUGUCUUUUUUAAAUAUUUGGUGUUAGGGAAUUUCUCAAAGUUGGAAACAGCUAGCAAAAGGAAGAGAUGUUUUUCUUGAGGUCUGAGGUGACAAAUUGCCUUUGGAGAUAACCUCAAGGACUGUAGAAUUCUUAUGUAGUAUUAUUUUCUAGGACUAGCCCUUGAAGUAUUCUUUCAAUUCCAGAAUGGAGAAAAAAGAAAUCAGGGUAAUGAAUUUUCUCAUUCAGAAAAAGCAAAAAAAAAUACUCCGGUGUAUUUUCUUUGUUGAGAUGCAGUGUGGUAAUGGAGAGUGCAAUAAUUCCAGUAUUCUUAUCAUUGUGGCUUAUGAAAAGGUUUCACAACUUUUUGACUAGAAUUUGGGUCAUUGAUAUGUUCUGGGAAUAUUUGUAAAUCAAAUCUGUCUUUAGCAGUCUUCUAGAAAUGUUGGAAACUUUGUAAUUGAUUUGCUGGAUUGAGAAAUCAAUUCAUUGCAUUAUGCAUUAGAAUUAGCAUGCAAUUUUGUAAUUUGGUUGCAAGAGUAUUGUUUACAGAAAAAAAAUGUGUCAUUAGGUUAAAAAUUAAGGAUUUUCAAAACAAAUUAAAAUUAAUGCUGUUCUUAAAGGAAGGGGGUCCAAGAAAUAACAGAGCGUUUCAGUAGCACUAAUAAUAUAGCAGCUUUUUCAUCAUGUAGGCAGACAAAAAUUACUUUGCUUUUGAAACUUUUUGGAUUCUGACAGAGGAAAGUUUUACAUGCUUAGCAUUGUUUCCAGUCAGUCAGAUAACCUUUUCUUUUUCCA
Messenger RNA from Crotalus tigris (Tiger rattlesnake), 5596 nucleotides. It is a transcript of the gene PRELID3A, whose product is annotated as PRELI domain containing 3A. Gene Ontology annotation, molecular function: phosphatidic acid transfer activity. Gene Ontology annotation, cellular component: mitochondrial intermembrane space. Bases 245 to 763 code for a protein of 172 amino acids. Lineage: Eukaryota; Metazoa; Chordata; Lepidosauria; Squamata; Viperidae. Gene Ontology annotation, biological process: phospholipid transport. The record is from RefSeq and is a predicted model, not a curated record. The transcript has 6 exons.